ACAGAAACAAGCAAGCUACAACUUCACACAAAAUGCCUCCCGAGCGACAACCGACGCAAAAACGGCGCAGACUGCCAUUCAAGCCCCCAAGCCGGGCGUCCUCAUCCGCACCAGCACCAACAGCAGGGGCAUCAUCAUCCACAGCCACAUCCAAAGCGAACAACCCCAAGUCAAAACCAACCACCAAAGCCUCAUCCUCCUCCCAUCCCAAACGCAAGACGACCAUCAACGCAGCAUCCUCCUCCUCAUCCUCCAAACCGCGCCAACCGCGCCAACCCUCCAAGUCCACAUCCACCUCCAAAUCCAAAUCCGCCCUCCUCCCCGCACCACCCGCCUCCGACACCGCCUCAUCCCACGACGACUCCGACCAAGAACAAGACGAAGACGAAGACCCAACCCGCGAAGCGCCACCCUCAGAAACAAGAUCCCCCUCCCGCACCUCCACGCCAUCCUCGCCCGCCCCGGAACGAGACACAAACCCAGACCCCGAAUCAGAACCAGAACCAGACUACAUCCUGGCCGAAAUCACGCACGGCACAGAGCAAGAGGAAAGCAUCGUAACGCGCGAACCAGUCAUCCCGUCCAAGCUCCUGACCCGGCUACUGCACCACCACUUCCAGAACCCCAAGACGAAGGUUGCCAAGGACGCCAACAUGGUCGUCGCGAAGUACGUAGACGUGUUUGUGCGGGAGGCGUUGGCGCGCGCGGCGUUCGAGCGCAGUGAGGCGGUGGGUGAGGGCGCGGCGGUUGGGGAUGGGUUUUUGGAGGUUGAGGAUUUGGAGAAGUUGGCGCCGCAGCUUGUGAUGGAUUUUUAG
This is a messenger RNA of Aspergillus homomorphus CBS 101889, 815 nucleotides long. RefSeq lists its product as uncharacterized. NCBI's taxonomy places the organism in Eukaryota, Fungi, Ascomycota, Eurotiomycetes, Eurotiales, Aspergillaceae. The coding region runs from base 33 to 815 and encodes 260 amino acids. Gene Ontology annotation, biological process: kinetochore assembly; resolution of meiotic recombination intermediates; DNA repair. The record is from RefSeq and is a predicted model, not a curated record. Gene Ontology annotation, molecular function: protein heterodimerization activity. Gene Ontology annotation, cellular component: Fanconi anaemia nuclear complex; FANCM-MHF complex. The transcript is spliced from 2 exons.